This is a messenger RNA of Penicillium psychrosexuale, 603 nucleotides long. RefSeq lists its product as uncharacterized. NCBI's taxonomy places the organism in Eukaryota, Fungi, Ascomycota, Eurotiomycetes, Eurotiales, Aspergillaceae. The transcript has a single exon. The coding region runs from base 1 to 603 and encodes 200 amino acids. The record is from RefSeq and is a predicted model, not a curated record.
AUGUUGCCUCCAUCAGACUCUUUGCGACACCAUCUAAGUAAGCUCGCCGAAGUCCGGGCAAAUCGCAACACUUCUUCUAUAUCUACGUCUGCCUCUACUUCCACUCUAGGCACAGCUCCACCCCCAUACACGUUGUCUGUGACCAGACCCAGUGGCACAACUGUCAUGAGCGUGGAUCAGAAUGACAUGGACGAGCCAUGGGCUUCCCCAAUCAAUAUUUACAUCGACAACUCGAUCACCAUAACUGGUGACGAAAACACCAUCAUGGUGUCGCCUUCUGGAGUUGAAUCUCCCACUGAUUCAACUCCCCAGGAGGCCCCAACAUCCCCCCGUAUUAACUCUAUGGCGGCUGUCAUCAUCGCUGCACUGAGCCGCGCAAAUGCCCUGAACGACGAUGUGGGCUACCCCCGGCCCAUCAACAUUCGCGCUCUCUCGGGCGUUCGGGUCAACGGCCGAAACAACAGCAUUUGCGUCGGGCGCGAGGCUUGCAGGUCUGAGAAUGAGACUGACGACGCCGGCGAAGAACGAGGCGGCCGCAAGCGUCGUGCCAGCUCGGUUCGUACUUUACUUCGCAAAAGAAUCUUCAAGAAGUUUUAUCACUGA